This is a messenger RNA of Anguilla anguilla (European eel), 3895 nucleotides long. RefSeq names its product RIPOR family member 3 (gene ripor3). The transcript has 23 exons. NCBI's taxonomy places the organism in Eukaryota, Metazoa, Chordata, Actinopteri, Anguilliformes, Anguillidae. The record is from RefSeq and is a predicted model, not a curated record. The coding region runs from base 375 to 3197 and encodes 940 amino acids.
GGGUAUGCAGAACACAAGCAGCAUUUGAUGCAUCCGGCCUCAUUUUUUCUUUUUUCUUUUUUUUUCUGAGCGAAAGCUGGUUCUUGGAAUCAUGUGUCAUUUCUGCCUCCCGGAGCAGCUCAGCUGAGAGGAUCCGCUAUCAGGAGGGAACAGACACACACACACGCACGCACUCACACACACACACACACGCACACCCACACACACACACACGCACACAAACAAACACGCGCACGCGUACACACGCCAAAGAGCCCCGGAGAUGAGCACCGAGACAAACACAACUUCAGCCAGAAGUAGGAAGACUGUGGGAUAGGGACGCUUUCACCAGGGAUUUCAAACCCACGGUGGAAGAAACAUCCAGGAGCAGGGGGAUGUCGGUGAAGCUGCGGUUCGAGUACCCGUCGGACGGCGGCGCGAUGCGGAGGAGCCGCUCCCUCACGGGAUUCAGCUCGCUGAACAGCCACCGCCGGGUCUCCUCGGUGAGAAGCUCGCUGCGGUCCAAAGGCACGGCCCGGAAAAGUUCCAGAAUCCCUCACUCUACAGGCCGGGUGAGCAGCACCCUGUGGGGCCCGCAGCCCGAGCAGGUGGACAAAAUAUUCCAGGCCCUGCGCAAGGGGCUAAAGGAGUACCUGGAGGGCCAUCAGGGGGAGAUGGACUUCCUCUCCUCCCAGCAGAAGGACAGCAGAAGGAACUCCAGACUGGCUUUUCUAUACGAUCUAGAAAAGGAGAUCCGAGCUUUGGAGAGGUACAUGCGGAGGCUGGAGUUCCACAUCAGCAAGGUGGAGGAGCUGUAUGAGACCUACUGCAUCCAGUGGCGACUGUGCCAGGGAGCGGUGAACAUGAAGAGGGCCUUCUCCCUGUCCCCCUCCUCACGGGCGUCCAGGGACAGCCUGCUGGAGCUCAGCCGCAACCACCGGCACAGUCUGGAGGACAUGUGUGUCAUGGAGGGAGAGCUGGAGAUCCUGCUGGGGGAACUGCACAUAAAGAUGAAAGGCUUGAUUGGUUUUGCUCGUCUUUGUCCUGGGGAUCAGUAUGAGGUUCUGGUCCGUCUGGGCAGGCAGAGGUGGAGGAUGCGCGGGGAGAUCCAGACGGACGACCGGCAGUCAUGGGACGAAGAGGAGAUGGUCUUCCUCCCCCACAUCCACGAGAACUUUGAAAUAAAGGUGACGGAGGUGAAGGGGCUGGGCUCGGUGCUGGUGGGCGUGGUCACCUGCCAGAGUGCCGACUUCUUCACCUCGCAGCCCCAGAUCAUGGUGGUGGACAUCACCGAGCUGGGCACCAUCAAGCUGCAGCUGGAGGUGGUGUGGAACCCGUUCGACAGCGCGGAGAUGCGGCCCGUCACCAGCGCCUCCAGCAAGCUGUCGGUCCACAGCCGGAAGGGGUCCCUCUACAGCUGGACCCCCCCGAACACGCCCAGCUUCACGGAGAAGUACUUCAUCUCCAUGGCGAAGCAGUUUCAGGACCCCGACAGCUCGUUUCCCCUGAUUCGGAAGGAAUCGCUGGGCGUGUCCCUGCUCAGCUACAUGUCCGACUCCACCCAGGCCUUCUCCCAGUCCCUGUGUGGGGAGGAAGAGGAGGACACGUGCGUGGAGGAGGCCCAACGCUCGAGGGAUGAUCCAGAGCAGGACAGCCCCAGGGAGACAGGGGACCACUGGCCCCCCGAUCCCAACGCGGGACCCCCGACCCCUGGGGAGAGCCAGCCCAGUUCGCCCUUCCCCCCGCAACGCUACAGCACCCCCGACAUCCUCAAACAGAAUGGCCUCGCCCCCUCCGGAGACACCGCCAUGGGGGCGAAGCCAGUGGGCCCAGCCCCUAGGAGCGGCGGCCUGAGGAGGGCCUCGGCCCGGCGGAUUGCCACGCUACUCAGGGAACUGCAGGGGGCGCUGCACGGCAAAGACCAACCCCAGAGGGAGCUACAGAGGCUGGAGAAGACCAUCAUCAACUUCCAUAAUGUCUUAAAAAAUGAUCUUUACCUGCAUAAGACCACCUCUACCGAGACCCUGGCUGUGGAGGAGGUCCUGGAAAGUUUUGACUUCCUGUCCACGGAUUUUAACGCGGAUGAGAUCUCCUGUCUGGGAAGUAUUCGGCUGAGAGACACAGGGAUUGGCUCCUUCCAGGAGAACACUUUGCGGAGCCUGGGGCUGCUGCCACAGGACACCUCGUCACCUGAGGAGUCGGAUGUGGCCCCCCUUACCACAGGGAAUUCCAGUCUAGAUCAGGCUCUGGAAGUGCACCUGGAAACCUGCAAAAUCCUGCUGCAGCAAAUGGAGGCCACAGGCUCUGCUCUUGCCCAGAAGGAACUUUUGGAAGAGCUGUCACUACAAUUGGAAACAUUAGAGAGGAUCAGCAAGCUGUCCUUAGAGAAGAAGAUUGACUCCUACGCAGCAGCAGACAUCGUUCCAAAGGCACAGAAACAGAAGGGGCUGCUCGCGCUCUGGGAGGAGAGCACCAGCGGAGACGCCAUCUUCUGCUGCUCAGCAGAAACGCUGGUGAAGAUGCUGAGGAAGCGCUUCAUCCACAAAGUCAAAGCCAAGCAGCCAGGCCAGGCAGACGCAGUGUUCUCGCUGCUCCUGAAGCAGAUCCAGGCCAGCUGCAGGAUGGCCCCCGCACCCCUACUAAAGGCCCAGCAUGUGACCGCAUUCCAGCUCUUCAACUACCUGAGCAGAUGGGGCCUGUCGGACUUCGGAGAGCACAUCUCUCAUCUCGCUAAGGAAGUGCACCUGCUGGGGGCGCUGGAGGGCCCGGAGAGGAGGCGGGCCCUGAAGAGGCUGAAGGGGAAGAGGAUCGCCGAGCUGCAGCCGCUGGGGCGGACGCUGCACCUGCUGGCCGCCCUGCAGACCGACCCCAACCACAAAGUGGCCCGGGCCGCCCGGUCCUGCCUCAGCCGAGCCUCAGGCUGCAAGGCCUUCAGAACCAAGGCUGUAGUGUAUUACACAGAGGUCCUCAGGGACGGAAAUGCAGAGCAGCAGCUAGCCGCCUGCCUGGCGCUACAGUGUCUGAGGGCGGCGGAGAGUGUGGAGCAGGUGGCCGAGCUGUGGCGGUCUGCGGACGAGGAUCUGCGCAGCGCCGCCAGGGAAACCGUGCUGUCCUUCGGUAAAAAAGGGCACCUAGCCUUUCAGAGAAUGGACCAGAUUCACUGCGAGCUGCAGGAGGAGGCCUACAGGAAUCUGGACACUGAAAUCACCAUUUUGUGAAGGAACCGUGCACUUCCUCCUUCUCCCAGUAGUGCUUCUGAGCCGUGCAGCUUUGAUGGGAGGGCGAAGGUUAAAGGUCACCGGGUCAAGAGCAAUGACAAGAAAUCCAAUAAGACUUGAGCUUCCUGCUGAACAGUGAAGACCCAUGGAGUGCCAAGCUUUAUAAAGCCAAUGACUUUACAAAACAAGUUUGAACAUUUAUGUAGAAUUAUCAGGUUCCAAGCGAUGUAAAACAUUUUUCAUGUAUUUAUAAAUAAUGUUUAGCAUAUUUCAUUAAUAUUCACUUUUCAUAUGCAGUAUUGGUUUAUAUACAAAAAAUAUAUAUGAAGUCAGUAUGAUGAUGUAUAUAACUGUUUAGAAUUAUAACUCUUUAAAUAUUGUUUCAGGAAUACAACAGCAGUUAUUUCAGAAUGUUUGCAUUGAAAAAAAAAGAAAACAACACAUCAAAGGAUGUGCACCUUUUAAAACAAACAUAAGGAAGGGAUGUGGUUGGACAAAAGCAUUUAACCCAUAUUUGGAGCCACAUACAAGUUUUCAUAUGUGGUACAUCCAACUCCCGUUGAGCUAAAAUUAAUAUUCAAAUUGUUCGAUUUACAAAGGGUUUAAAAUCAAUGAUAAGCAUUUAUUGCAUUUUAGAUAACAACCACGGCGCUACUUUGGAAGCACACAUUAAUAAAGCACAAAUGUGUUCACCAGUA